UGGGUGGAAGGUUGCUUCACCUGUCAAGCCUCCAAAAUGGGGGUUAUCGGGGUCCUACCUGGCUCAGUGCAGUGGCCGCCCUACAAUCGGCCCUUGGCAAAUGUUUGCUGUGGCCGGCGGCGCUGCUGCCCCUUCACAGUGUGCUCUACGUUUGUGGGUCUCCACCACACCUGAGUGGGCUGUCUCUGCAUUCGGUUUGCCCAGGGCUAUCCUGGCUCACGCUUCGUAAUCAACAGCAGCCCUUUUACUCUCAGAAGUGCCCAGCUGGACAAUACAUUCCUUCUGUGAUUGCCCUGUCCACCAUCACAUUGGAUAAGCAGCCACGGAGAUCUUGUUUGAGAUGGUGGCUUCAUGUGGCUAUACUUGGGUCCCUGUUGAGCAGGAAGGCCUGGUGAACAUUCUUGGGGAAUGUUUUGGCUCAGAUGGGGAUUCUGAGGCCCAUAGAGGGAAGAGACUUGCCCAGGGGCAACAGAGCAGGGAUGGACAACCGCCACUCACAGAGUGGUUCUGGACCCUGCCAGGUGCCGAGCAUGCAGCCCGCUGGCCGCUAUGGGCUAGUCAGCCGUGGACAACAGUCAAGGCCUGCACAGCACACUGGGGGGCAGUGUAUGGUUCUCCAUGGCGCCGGCAGCAGCAGAGGUGGCUCUGAGGCACAGACUGUGUUUGAGGGGGGGGGCCAGUAGCUGGUGACACCUGAUGAGAUAGAUUGUGGCCAGACUGAGGGCUUGAUGGCAGUAGAAGACCCUGGUAGUGUCCGGGUGGGGAGUGACUUGGCAGGGUGAGUCUUGGGAAGAUCGUGCUGGCAUGACGUAUACCGGCGAUGGAGAUACUGUGCAAGAUACUGUCCCGACACAGGGGUUGGAGGAGGCCGAGGGGAUCCGGCAGCGGAGUGCGAGGACCAGACGCCCCAGCGAUGACCAGUUCCCCUGUCUCCAGAGUCGUCUACAACGGCAAGAGGAACAGUAGCCCCCGCUCUCCCCCCAACAGCAGCGAGAUCUUCACCCCGGCCCACGAGGAGAAUGUGCGCUUCAUUUACGAAGCCUGGCAGGGCGUGGAGCGGGACCUGCGCAGCCAGAUGUCGGGCAGCGAGCGGGGCCUGGUGGAGGAGUAUGUGGAGAAGGUCCCUAACCCCAGCCUGAAGACCUUCAAGCCCAUCGACCUGAGCGACCUGAAACGCCGGAACACGCAGGACGCCAAGAAGUCCUAAGGCGCGCCGGUGCCCCUCCCCUGGCCUCUGGGAGAUCUGGGUGCAGCCUGCUGCUGGCCUCCUCCUCUCCUGUGGGCCCACCUCCUGGGAGGGGGAGGGGGCCUUGCUCCCAGUGGGCUGAAAACCCCAGGACCAGGACAUGAUUGAUGGCCGAGGCCUGCCCCUCCUCCCUGAGUCCCCUCCUUUCCUCUUGGGGGAUCUCAAGCUACCCCCGACACUAGGGGGGCUUGGGCCCUGCCAGCCCCUGCCCUCCCGUGGGCCUAGGUGGCUCUUUCGAGCUGCCUGGCCCUGCCUGCCCCCCAGGACCUUGACCCUGACUCCCUUCACCUUCCCCUGCCCCCACCCCCCUACCCCUGGCCACUUCCAGGAUCAGGAGGGAGACGAGGGGGCCUUUGUUGUCUCCUGUGCUGGUGGGAUUGGGCUGGGUUAGCUCCUGAGGUGGCCAGGAGGCAGGACAAGGGUGAUCCCACCCAUGCCCAGCAUGGGUCCCCCACCGACCCCUGCUGCGUCUCUGGCCUGGACACGGAGUGUCUGACCCCUCACCCCACUCUCUAACCUGGCCCCUUCCUUCCCUGUGUCAGCUUCAGGAUGGCACCAGCUGUCUGGGCCUGGGACACUGCUGGGUGCCCCCUCCAAGGGUCUUGGGCAGCCAGGCCUGGCCCCCCCUUGGGAAGGGGCAUGGGGCUGGCCUGAGCUGGUGAGGCUGCCCAGUGGGUCCUGCCCUGUGCGGUGAGUUGGGAGGGUCUUCAGGGCCAUUUUUUCUUCCUGUGCCCUCCAAAUCCAAGUGUCUGACUGGAACCUGAGGACGAGUGAAUAAAGGUGGGGUGGCAUUGG
Eubalaena glacialis (North Atlantic right whale) is the source of this 2041-nucleotide messenger RNA. It is a transcript of the gene MCRIP1, whose product is annotated as MAPK regulated corepressor interacting protein 1. The coding region runs from base 821 to 1207 and encodes 128 amino acids. The record is from RefSeq and is a predicted model, not a curated record. NCBI's taxonomy places the organism in Eukaryota, Metazoa, Chordata, Mammalia, Artiodactyla, Balaenidae. The transcript is spliced from 5 exons.